This is a messenger RNA of Malus domestica (apple), 692 nucleotides long. Its product is annotated as AP-4 complex subunit sigma. The record is from RefSeq and is a predicted model, not a curated record. Lineage: Eukaryota; Viridiplantae; Streptophyta; Magnoliopsida; Rosales; Rosaceae. Gene Ontology annotation, cellular component: intracellular membrane-bounded organelle. Gene Ontology annotation, biological process: vesicle-mediated transport; protein transport.
AAAACUGGUUCAGCCAAACAGAACAUCGAGGCUGGUCGAGCUGCAGAAAAAAACCGAACGUCCGUCUGAGAAGUUGGAGAGAGAGAAAGAGAGGGAAGGAGAUGGGGAUCAGAUUCAUACUUAUGGUGAACAAGCAGGGGCAGACCCGACUUGCCCAAUACUACGAAUACCUCACUCUCGAAGAACGGCGAGCUCUUGAAGCUGAAAUCGUCCGCAAAUGCCUCGCCCGCAACGAGCAACAGUGUUCGUUUGUUGAGCACCGGAACUACAAAAUUGUGUACAGGCGCUAUGCUUCGUUGUUUUUUCUGGUUGGAGUCGACAAUGAUGAAAAUGAGCUUGCAAUUUUGGAAUUCAUACAUCUGUUGGUUGAAACCAUGGAUCGCCAUUUCGGCAAUGUGUGUGAACUAGACAUCAUGUUCCAUUUGGAGAAAGCGCAUUUCAUGCUAGAAGAAAUGGUCAUGAAUGGAUGCAUUGUUGAGACGAGUAAGUCUAACAUUCUGGCACCGAUACAGCUGAUGGACAAAAUGACUUAGAAAGAUGCCGUUGUAGAUGCUAGUUCGCUAUGCAUUGUAUCGAGUUACUUGAAGGGUUUGAAUUUAUUUGUGUUUGCCUGUUGUACAAUAACUGCAAAGAGGAUAAAUACCAUAUUUUUUUCUUUGUUAAUGAAAAUCGUCGUUUAUUUUGCUUGAAUA